GACGAUGAGCUUCGAGGAUAUUUUAGAGGAUGUAGGAGGAUUUGGGCCGUAUCAAAAGUUCCUCAUGGUGGUGUUUCUCAUCCCAACGUACAUCAUUGUUCCCUGGUUCAACCUAAGUGCUAUCUUCAUCACCAGUACUCCAGAACAUUGGUGCUACGUUCCUGAGUUGGAAUCCUCUAAUUUAUCGCUCGCACAAAAGAAGGCGUUGAUUAUCCCGGACAAUGGUGAUGGGUCCUGUACUAUGUAUAACAUUGAUUACAAGGAGCUGUUGAGGACUGGAAAUUUAAGCGUGGAUGAAACAUUGGGUACCAAGCCUUGCAGCAAUGGAUGGCAGUAUGACACAUCCGAUUACGAUGCAACAGCUGCUACUGAAUGGAAUUUGGUUUGCGAUGAUGCCCACUACAGCAGCCUCUUCAUGAGCCUCGUCUUCCUCGGUAAUGUCAUCGGCACUCCCAUCUACGGGUUUAUGUCCGACAGAUUUUUCUUGAAUUUUUCAUACAAAUUAUUCUAUUUGCCUGUAAUGUUUCACCACAGACUGAUUCCUGAAUCUCCGAGGCUACUGAUUUCUCAAGGUCGAUACGAAGAAGCAGCAGACAUUAUGUGCAAAAUUAGCAAGGUCAACGGCAAGACAGCACAUGAGGGGAGCAUUCUUUUGCACAAGAUUCAGAAAUUUGGAGAAGAACUGAAUUUACAAAAAGCUCGUGAACAAAAUUCGGCUUCUCCAUUGGAUCUGAUAAGGCAUCCAAAACUGAGAAAGAGGUUCCUUUUAAUCACCUUAUGUUGGGUUGGCAACGCAAUCCCUUAUUACGGGAUCCAGAUGAACGUGAAGUAUCUGUUUGGUAAUGAGUUCCUUAACUUUUUCUUCAUUUCUCUCAUCGAAAUUCCCGCCUAUUUGGUUGGCUGGAUAGGCACCGAGAAGCUGGGACGGCGCUGGUUCUCUGUGGGAGCUUAUUUAACUAGUGGAGUGGCAUGCUUGCUGCCCGUUCUUUUUUCAUACGAGUGUCCGGGGGUUGGAGUGGCAGCAUCUCUUGUUGCCAAGGCUGGAAUCAGCAUUUCGUACAUGAUCCUUUACCUUCAGGCUCCAGAGUUGUUGCCAACAUCUUUAAGAGGUUGCGGCAUGGGAAUAAGUGGCGCCCUUGGCGUCGGGUCGACUGUUAUUGUUCCUUACAUCAUUGAUCUGUCUAGGUACAGCACUUACAUACCGUUCGUUGCCUUCUUCGCCAUUUCUAUUCUUUCGGCCUUUUGCGCUUCCUUCUUUCCUGAAACCUUGAAUAAGCAGCUUCCUCAGACAGUCGAAGACGUUGAAAACUACCGGGAAGAAAACUUCUUUCCUUGCUGUCAGAACAACGAUUUUGCUGCGGCAGAUCCAGACGAUAGUUUUGUUCCGGAAAAUAAGGCAGCACUUGUGAUUGUAACCAACCAGCAAGAAAACGUACUCGGUGCAUUGCCAAGUUACAUAAAACGAGUCUCCGUGGGCUCUGUUGUUGCAUGUUCCGGCAUUAUUUCGCAUGAACGAAGAUAGCUGUUCUGCUAAUAACUUGUUUCACCGAAAAAUGACUUUUGUCUACAUCAUAUUCAGCUGAUACAUCAAAGAAAAAUUUAUAAUGUGUUUUAUUAUGUCAAUUUUCUAGGAAUUCUAAUA
Molecule: messenger RNA, 1642 nt
Organism: Uloborus diversus
Lineage: Eukaryota; Metazoa; Arthropoda; Arachnida; Araneae; Uloboridae
Product: beta-alanine transporter-like
Exons: 8
Coding region: 5-1522 (505 amino acids)
Biological process (GO): transmembrane transport
Cellular component (GO): membrane
Molecular function (GO): transmembrane transporter activity
Source: RefSeq, a predicted model, not a curated record